AUGGAAAAUCUAAACCAGACGAACGUCAAAGACUUUGAGCUGAUGGGAUUCGGUGUCUUGGAGAACUACAGUCCAUGUCUGUUUAUAGUAUUUUUUAUUAUCUACCUUUUCACCCUCAUUGGAAAUAUGUUGAUCGUUUUGGUGGUAUAUAAUGACAUCUACCUUCACACACCCAUGUAUUUCUUCAUCACAAAUCUGGCCUGUCUUGAGAUUUGGUAUGUAACUACAACAUCCCCCAAACUUUUGACUAUGUUGGUAACCAAAAACAAGAAGAUCUCAUUCUACUGGUGCUUUGCUCAGCUUUACAUGUUCCAUAGUUUGGGUAUCACAGAGUGUAAUCUCUUGGGUAUUAUGGCCAUUGACCGAUUUUUGGCCAUAUGUAAACCUCUUAGAUAUAACAACAUCAUGACUACCAGAGUCUGUAGAGACUUAAGCGUGAUGUGCUGGAGCAUUGGGUUUCUGAUGGCACUCAUUCCCAUGACUCUAACUUCCCAGGUUCCAUUUUGUGGACGAUAUUAUGUGAACCAUUAUUUCUGUGACUUAGCACCAUUACUCAGCCUUGCAUGUAGUGAUAUCACAGUUACUGUCAGCAUAAAUAGAUUUGUUGGUGGUUUUGCCACAAUGUUCAACCUUGCCAUUGUUGUUCUAAUGUACAUUAGUAUAAUAUAUUCUAUUAUGAAGAUAAAGACUAGUAGAGGACGGAAGAAGGCCUUCUCCACCUGCUCUUCACACUUGACAGUGGUGACACUAUUCUAUGGUGCUGCUUGUAUUGUGUAUGCUACUCCCAAAACAUCUCAUUCAGUGGAGUAUGACAAAUUAUUUGCCCUUGUAUAUGCUAUGUUUACUCCAUUCCUUAAUCCGAUCAUUUAUAGUCUGAGGAACCAGGAAGUGAAAUCUGGGCUGAGAAGAGGUCUACAGAGCCUAAACAGACAUAUCAAAGAAAGGUAA
Messenger RNA from Hyla sarda, 948 nucleotides. RefSeq names its product olfactory receptor 6N2-like. NCBI's taxonomy places the organism in Eukaryota, Metazoa, Chordata, Amphibia, Anura, Hylidae. Gene Ontology annotation, cellular component: membrane. Gene Ontology annotation, molecular function: G protein-coupled receptor activity; olfactory receptor activity. Gene Ontology annotation, biological process: G protein-coupled receptor signaling pathway. The transcript has a single exon. The coding region runs from base 1 to 948 and encodes 315 amino acids. The record is from RefSeq and is a predicted model, not a curated record.